AUGUCAGAUGGCGGCCGAGGGGAUGCAACCCAAGUAGCUCGCCUGCCCCCUGCGCAUCUCCAUCUGCUCUCCGGCGCACUCUCUGGCCUCGCCUCCUGCGUCGUUCUCCAGCCACUCGAUCUGGUCAAGACGAGGCUACAGCAAGGCUCGCCAUCGACGCAGCAGGUCAGGAUCGUCAGCGCUGCAGUCCAUGUCGUCAAGGACGAUGGCAUACUCGGUCUCUGGCGCGGCACUUUGCCCACCAUUGCAAGAAACGUGCCGGGAGUAGCAUGCUACAUGUUCAUGCUCACCCGAUCGAGGCUCUGGCUCUCGACCCUGCCCCAAUUCGCACCCCGUCAUCCUGCCGCAUCGCCAUCAUCGGGCCUGACAAAGCAGACAGCUCUGCCCAAACUGACUCCCACUGGCGAUCUGCUCGCAGGCAGCAUCAGCCGUACACUCGUCGGCUUCGUUCUCAUGCCCGUCACCGUCCUCAAGACCCGGAUGGAAUCCUCUCUGUACCCUCGCCAGGGCCUGAUUGCCUCUUUCAGAACGAUCUGGGCACCCCAGCAGCAAACUGGCCAGAUCGCCGGGGUACGAGCACUCUGGUCUGGCUUCGUGCCCACUGCGCUCAGAGACGCGCCCUACGCCGGACUCUUUGUCGUCUUCUACGAGCGAAGCAAGACCAUCGUGGGCAAGAUACGUAUCGGUGAUCGUGACGUUCCCCGAGGCGUACGAGAUGGCAUUGCAGGAUCGCUUGGCGCUACGCUAGCGACGCUGAUGACGGCACCUUUUGACACACUGAAGACGAAGCGUCAGUUGAGACCAGAGACAUACAAAACCAUCUGGCAAUCUUCUGUGCUCAUCUGGCAACAGAGGGGUUUCCUCGGCUUCUUCGAUGGUGUCAGCUUGCGCGUGGCUCGCAAAGCAGGUAGCUCCGCCAUCGCUUGGUCACUCUACGAGGGCCUCAUCCGCCGAUGGGCCCUACCGCCGAAGACCUGA
Messenger RNA from Mixia osmundae IAM 14324, 978 nucleotides. RefSeq lists its product as uncharacterized. The transcript is spliced from 5 exons. Bases 1 to 978 code for a protein of 325 amino acids. Gene Ontology annotation, cellular component: mitochondrial inner membrane; mitochondrion. The record is from RefSeq and is a predicted model, not a curated record. NCBI's taxonomy places the organism in Eukaryota, Fungi, Basidiomycota, Mixiomycetes, Mixiales, Mixiaceae. Gene Ontology annotation, molecular function: glycine transmembrane transporter activity. Gene Ontology annotation, biological process: glycine import into mitochondrion.